Mobula hypostoma (lesser devil ray) is the source of this 5753-nucleotide messenger RNA. RefSeq names its product CMRF35-like molecule 1. Gene Ontology annotation, cellular component: plasma membrane. Bases 100 to 930 code for a protein of 276 amino acids. Gene Ontology annotation, molecular function: transmembrane signaling receptor activity. The transcript has 7 exons. The record is from RefSeq and is a predicted model, not a curated record. Lineage: Eukaryota; Metazoa; Chordata; Chondrichthyes; Myliobatiformes; Myliobatidae.
UGUGGAGGGGAAGUGAAAGUUUGGACACAGCAGAGCCGAAGUAGGACUGGGCAAACAAAAAGGCUGUUCGCAAUCUGGAAUUAACAACAGUAAUUAAAAAUGGGUGUGACUCUUCUACUAUUGGUCACUUUCCUCUCAGUGACAUACGCUGACAUAACUGGACCAAGUGCGAAAACCGGAACGGUGGGAAAUGAGGUUGAAAUCGACUGCAAGUUUAACCCAUUUUUCAGAAGCUAUCAGAAGUACUGGUGCAAGGGAUACUACCGCAGGACCUGUACUGUUUUAGUACAAACGCAAGGCCCUGAGAUGAAAAGUGGAGACGGCAGAAUAACAAUUGCAGCUAACAACAAAAAAGGAGAACUUACAAUACGAAUAGAAAGAUUAAGAAAAAGUGAUGAGGGUUGGUAUUGGUGUGGAAUAGAUAAACCUCAUCUUCUGGAUCCUUCAAGUGCUGUAGAACUGAAAAUUCGUGAAGUUCAAAAGUUACUUCCUUCAGACAAACAAAGACUCAGGCUUUUCAUAAUACUUGGACUAGUCUUUGGAAUACUAACUAUGGUGUUUCUCGGACUCCUGGUACUAGUUAUGAAAAAAGUGAGAAAGCAGAAAAAUAAAGCUCUGAAUGAACAUAUGGAUGGCUGCAAAGUGGAAUUUAAAGGGAAGCAGGCAAUUGAAGGGCAAGAGACAGAUAAGGAGAAGGAGUCAACUGCCGAGAAUUCUAUUCCGAAGUCAAACUCUGCGCUCUCCAAAGAGAAGGAAGCAGGAGUUACCUACGCCACUGUGGCAAUUCAGCCUACUGGCCACCCUCAGGAAGACUCCGCCACAUACGAUAAUGUGAACCCUUCCAGCAGCCCGGAGGAGAACAAGCCAUCAGUUAUCGAGCCUCCAGCUUCAGAGCCGAUAGAGUAUUCUACAAUUGCAUUCAAAAAGUAAAAAUUCUUCUCCACCUAACGUUUGACCCGUUUUCUGCAGAACAGCGUCCCUGUAAAUCAUAACUUGCUCCAUUUGGAUACGUUUAUCACUUUGUGCGUUCUAUCCAGCCACUGCAUAUCAGAUAAGUCACAGAACAUAAUGCCAGAUUUUCCCAAUGUGUACCCAUGCCACGAAUCCUAGGCACGCAUUUGCCCUUUGAACUUACGUUGGGUGGACAGAGAGAAUCUACUUCAUUUCAUGAAGGGCUCAGGAUUAAGGGGAAGUAAGUCAGAACUCAGUUUUUCAGGGGAAAUAUUAGACAUCAUUUCUUCACCGAACAUGGAGUGGAAAUAUGGAAUUCUCUCUCCCAAAAAUCUGCUGAGGUAUGCAUGCUUAUGGGGUGAGGGGGGGAGGGGAUGUCAAUUGAAAAACUCAGAACAGAGAUUGUUAGUUAUUUAUAAGGCUGGGUGAUCUGGAUCCAAGAAACAAAUCAGCCAUGAUCCAACUGAAUCACGAAUCACGGAAUGGGCUGUAAGGCUGAAUGACCUUUCGUAACUGAAUGAGCAGAUGGGCCGAAAGGCCGUUUCCGUGCUGUAGCGUUCUAUGACUCUAUAACCUACUUUUUCACCUACCUACAUAACCUAAUAGUCAACACUGACUUCCUAAGUAACUAGAAAGUUAGUCUCAGACAAACAGUCAAAGCCUUUUCUCUGAAUCAGGGACAGACAGAAAGAUAAAGCUCCAUUAGAUGAGAAGUGGGGGAGUGAAGGGAUGAAACACAAUAACUAACAGUCAGUCCCUAAGUUUUUCUCUGGUGUCUCAUGUACUAUGGCUGUGCCAUUCUGAUACAUAGUACCCCAGAAUAGCAUGCAAAAAGGUGCACAACUAUAAUUUCUUCCUGAUUCUUCACUAUUUAAGAUUUAGUUUAUCUUACACCUAACAGUGCUUCAUUGCCUGAAGGUAGUGCGUAUGCUUGCACUUCAUGUGAGUUAGAUACUACGACUGGCGUUCUUCACUUCAGGUUUUGUUCUGUGUUAAAAGUGCUCAGAUACAGUAGUCACACUUGAUUUACUGUGGUGCAGCAUCAUGAAACACCUCCUCACACUCUGUUAGCCAACUGGACUGUCCAGCCUUUUGCUUCACUGCCAGCCUCCAGGCUGAGCUGCUGAUAAACAAGAGGGGUUCCGAACAACUGUCCCAUGAGACUUGUCAAUAUUGCCUCUUGGUAAAAGCCUCUUUCAAAACUACACUUAAGUACUGCAAUUGUGAAUGACACACAUACACAAAAUGCCAGAGGAACUCAGAAGAUCAGGCAGCAUCUAUGGAGAGGGGGAUCAGCCAUUCUUUCUUUAUUCCUCUCCUUAGAUGCUGCCUGACCAGCUGAGUUCCUCCAGCAUUUUGUGUGUCUCUGUUGUUCUGGAUCUCCAGCCUCUGCAGAAUCUCUUCUGCUUUUGAGUUGGAAAUGAGAUAUGAGCGCAAAUGGUCACGGCAAUUACCAUGAGUCAAUAAAAAAAAUUGGCUAGUGUAACUGGAGACAAGUUAGUAACCACAGUUCAAAAUGGGUGAUAUUGACACGUAAUUCUUGGUGCAGAUGCGAGGGCAUGUUGCUAUUAGCACUGGGCAAUGCAACUGAAAGGCAUUAACAUAAUUUGCAAAUAGAGUUGUCAAAGAAUGGUGAUGAUACCAUUGGCUACUGCAGUUGGAAUGAAUGGCAUUCUCACUAUUGGUUGUCACAGCUGGCAAUAAGGGAUGCUUACACAAUUGUUUCCUGCAAUUGGGGAUGCAAAGUGUCGAGACUAAUUAUGACUGAAGUGAGUAAUUGUCCGUGAUAGUAUUAAUGUUUUCAAUAGUUGAUGAAGAGUAACAUUGGUUACCAUUCAGUUGGGAAUUAGUAGUGGUUGCAGCAACUGGAGCUGAGUGGUGUUAAACCAGCUGGUUACUGUGGUUGGUGGUUACAUUGUUGUUAAAAUAUGUUAGAAAUCAGGGGUGUGAACACUAUUAGUAAGUACAGCACUGAUAAUGCCAUAAACACAAGCGAUUCUGCAGAUGCUGGAAAUCCAGAGCAACAGACACAAAAUGCCGGAGGAAUCCAACAGCUCAGGCAGCAUCUAUGGAAAGGAACGAAGAGCCGACAUUUUGGUCUGAAACCUUUCAUCCUCUCCAUAGAUGCUGCCUGACCUCCAGCAUUUCGUAAGAGAUAAUGCUAUUGUCAGUUACUGCAGUUGACAAUUAAUUGCCAUUUACACUAUUGUUUUCCUAUUUCAAGUUGUUAAUGGGAAAUGUUUGGAGCAUUAGUUACUGUAGUGAGGUAUAAGGGGUGUUAGUAAUAAUGGUUUUCAAAACUGGGAAUGAGUGUUGAUAAAAGGGUCUCGGCCUGAAAAGUCAACUGUUCAUUCAUUUGCAUAGAUGCUGCUUGACCUGCUGAGUUCCUCCAGAAUUUUGUGUGUGUUGAUUUGGAUUUCCAGCACCUGCAGACGUUCUCAAGUUUAUUAUUUACUGUAGUUGGGAAUGAAUUGUGUUACCAUCAGUAAAUAUUGCAGCUGGGUAUAAAUGGUAUUAUAGCUAUUGUUUACAGAGUUUGGUAGUAGGAGGUAAUAUACCAUUAAUUACUAAAUUUGGUAAUCAGUGGAGUUAACACAAGUUGUUACUACAUUGGAAAGAACUGGUAUUAACACAAUGAUCUCGUGAUUUCAUGGCGUAUAUUACACACAAACUCUUUUCGGGCUUCUAGUUGGGUCAGGUGUCGAUUUUAAGUGACACUUCAAUGACAAACUCAGGGAGUCUGUCAUCGAAAUAUCGGUUAAAAUUGACACCUGGACCCUGCUGGAAACCUAAGAAAUGUUAAUGCAGCAUUGACACAACUUGCUAUUCCAGCCCUGAAUGAGUGCUGCUCAUAUUCUUCAUUAGCACAUUUAGAGAGGAGUAGAAAUUAGACUCUUGGUUCCUACAACUGGAUGCCAUCCCCAUCUUGCUGUAACCAAUAACUAAGCAGCAAUUAACACACAUUGCCAACUGCAGGAACCAAGAGUUAAGAAUUUACAGCUGAAUAUUGCUAAAGAUCAUUUGUACUACAGUCAGCAAUGAUAAUGUGCUUGGGAAUGUAUUGUGUUAGCACCACUCUAUCACAGCAUUUGACGAUGAGUGGUGGCAGCCUGAAAUGAUUCUCAGUGACACUACACAGUAGCUCAACUGAUCAUCACAAACACAGAUUCUGCCGAUGCUGGAAAUCCAGAUUAACGCAGAAAAAAUGUUGGAGGAGCUCAGAAGGUCACCAAUUUCCUUGGUGUUUCUCAUUUUUCCGACACUUCCUUUAUGUGGAGUGUUGACUUAGCAAAGAUAAUGUUCCUUAAUUUAAAAUUAAAGCAACACUCUCAAAAUAACGGAUAUAAAUGGCCCUCCCACACCAGGAUGAGUUCCAUCCCGGAAAUCUUGAAUUCAAAUAAUUAAAUAUUUAUUUCCCAGUAAAUCUUUGAUCAGCUUUGUUCCAGUACUGCUCCAUUUGCAGAAAAGACAGAUAAAUGGGAGUUUUGAGCAGGGAAGACAUCUGUGAAAGAAUAUUUUUCAUCAAUCAUUUUAGAUUAAGCAGGCCAAUGAGGGGGCAGAAUGAAGAAUGCAUCGCAAAAUGGUGUGGUUAAGGUUGAUAACCAGUUUCCUUAAGAAUAUAAGAGAUAAGGGACAAAAUAUGUAGUAAUAAAGAAAAGCUGUGCCUGGGCUGGGGUGAGACUCAUAUGAAACAUAAACAUUUGAAAGGCCAGUUAUUCUUUCAUAACUUCUAUAUUGAAUGGUAUAGUCAGAAAUUGAAUCUUCACAUGGUCUUUAUAUUGAACGCAGUCUGAUUAUUAUCCUCAAGGAACAAACUCCAACUAAUUUCACCAAAAAUCAAACUUGAAGUAUUAAUUUGUCCGCAGUUCAACAUCAUGCAUUGCCCACACACAUCUGUGGAGAUUUACAUCUGCAAUGUGUAAAAUGGAUUAUUUAAGAAUUAACAUUAAUAAACCGUUAACGUAUAACUCAGAUUGGAAUUGAUGAGGACGCCUGUGUAAUACGACAUAAUGAUCACCAAUUAGCACCGUUGCAAGAUGCCUUCAAGUGGAAAGCCAAUUGGCAUCCAGACAAUAGGAUACUUUAAUCACCGAAAAAUCAAGUAGAAUGAGUUUUCUUUUAAUUUAAGUAUUAUAAUCUUAGACUAUGUAGUCAAAACCCUUUGCCUGGCUGAGCAGCAUGGCUUAUCUGUAUGACAUUGUGUCUUACAGUGUAAGAGUGUAAAGAAGAAACAUACAGUGUAUAGUGUAAAACACACAAUCAAUCAGAGGCAGGGAAUGAACUGAAUCUUCAUAAUUUAUCAUGUAGGGGAUCUGAGGCUUCAUUGAAUCUAUUAGCUGUGUUAGAAUGGGUAACUGGGAAGAAGACAGCAUUGCAUUUUAUGCCAAGUUAAUAAUAAAUUGUAUUCUAAACUCUUUUUGAGCAACAAAAAGUGUUCCCUGAUGCAUAAGCAGCACUGAAGUCUGCAUUUCUGCAAAAUGAGACUUUGAAAUCCGAUUUGUUUUUGUGCAUUUUCAUCUAGAACUUGACAAUAACCCAUAGAAUUAUGUUUUAAAAUGUCAAAUGUAAUAGCUACUGAAUUUAAAACAUGAAAUCUACAUUCAGUUGUUUAGAAAUCAGAAUAUAAUUUACCUAAUGUAUUUUCUAUAGUACUAAUGACAGGCUAGUUUACAUUUUUUAAUCUAAUUUCACAGCUGAAAAAGGAUUUACUAGUCUCCAGUUUUUUUUAUUAUUUGUGGGAUCACUUUUCAUGUUUAAAUGAUUGUGCUAUUCUUUACUUCCAUGAUGAUAUUAAAAUUUUA